AUGUCCCCUCCUCCUGAUGUCGACCUCGACGAGUCCCCCACCGGCUCCCCCGAGCUCUUGGCCCACGAUACCCUUCCAGAGGAUGCGCAGGUACCAGAGGUAUCCAUGGUCGAGGAAACUGCCGUCACGGGCGUCACAUUUUCACCCGAGCUUUGGAUGCAGCGUCGACAGUGGGCUCUACAGGCGCUCCGAAAGGAAGGUGUACGAUCUGUCCUCGAUGUAGGAUGCGGCGCAGGUGCGCUCCUCGAGACGCUCAUGAUGCCAGCUUCUACCGUCUACGAGCCUCCCAUCAAGCCUGCCCGGCAACAGAAAGGCUCGCAGCUCCCUAGUCCUGUUGAUAGCGAUGAAGACGGAUUCGACCAUGAAAGCGAGUUGUUCAUCAACCGUCUUGGAGGUAUCGACGUUUCCCGCGACGUCAUUGCUCCCGCGCUCUCCAUCAUCAACCCCCAAUCCUCCUCCAACGCCUUCCCUCCCCCUCGUCCCCGCUGGGAACCCCUCAGCACGGAACUCUGGCUCGGCGGCCUCGAGAAGUACAACGCCAAGCUGGAAGGUUACGACUCUAUCGUCGCGCUCGAGGUUAUUGAGCAUUUGGACCCGAAUGUGCUCAGCCGGUUUGGUGUCGUUACGUUGGGGACGUAUCGGCCGAGAUUGAUGCUGGUUUCUACGCCCAAUUUCGAUUUCAAUGCCAAGUUUCCGCGGGCGCAGGAAGACGGGUUUGCACAGAGAGGGUUUGUGGAUCCUACCGGACGUACUCAGCGUGUCUUUAGGCACUCGGACCACAAGAUCGAGAUGACCGGAGCAGAGUUCAGGACAUGGGCCGAAACAGCUGCUGCCGACUGGGGGUACGAAGUCGAAGUAUCAGGCGUCGGAACAUCCUCCCACCCCUCCUUCUACCCCCCAGACGACAAACACAACGCCAACCAACCCAUCUUUGCCUCCCAAACCGCCAUCUUCCGUAUGGGCAGCGGUAUGCCCCUGCGCUCUCCCCGGUCCGUCCGCACGACACCGUUACCGUUCAUGCCCGCUAGCAAGGAAUCGUCGCAUCCGCACAAAUUGGCGGGGAGGUUUAGUCAUCCGAGGACGGCGCCAGGGGACGGGGCAAAGGCCGACCCGGAAGCUGUCAGAGCCAAAGUGAGAGAGUUUUUCGGGGGGUCGUCGACACCGGAAGUAUCGCUCGAAGAGCUUUGGGGGGUGUUGGCGAUAGCGGCGGUUUGUGGUGGGUCGAAGCGGUGGUUGGUGGGUUCCCUCGGCGGGUGGGGUGAUUGUGCGCCUUUAGGACAGGGAGGGCAAGCAGAUGGAGAGUUUGAAGUGACCAAGAGCAGGGGAGAUGGACUUUCCGUGAAGUGGACAGGAUGGGAACCGGUCAGCGAAGAGAAGGAGAAGGACUGGGGCACACCGAUGGAGGAUGUUGAGGCUGAUACGGGCAAGGGGUGGUAA
Molecule: messenger RNA, 1437 nt
Organism: Cryptococcus wingfieldii CBS 7118
Lineage: Eukaryota; Fungi; Basidiomycota; Tremellomycetes; Tremellales; Cryptococcaceae
Exons: 7
Coding region: 1-1437 (478 amino acids)
Biological process (GO): piRNA processing; siRNA processing; RNA methylation
Cellular component (GO): cytoplasm; nucleus
Molecular function (GO): RNA methyltransferase activity; O-methyltransferase activity
Source: RefSeq, a predicted model, not a curated record